Molecule: messenger RNA, 1878 nt
Organism: Hypoxylon fragiforme
Lineage: Eukaryota; Fungi; Ascomycota; Sordariomycetes; Xylariales; Hypoxylaceae
Product: Rtr1/RPAP2 family-domain-containing protein
Exons: 2
Coding region: 80-1261 (393 amino acids)
Cellular component (GO): nucleus; cytoplasm
Molecular function (GO): RNA polymerase core enzyme binding; RNA polymerase II CTD heptapeptide repeat phosphatase activity
Source: RefSeq, a predicted model, not a curated record
GGUAAAGGUGCACGGGCCAAUGACGAUAACAUACAUACAUUGCAUGCACCUGCUCGCUUCAGUUAUCAGUUAGCCUCACAUGAGAUGCUGGGCCUUUGUGGUUAGUGCCAUGUGGCGGGCGUCUUUUACUAUCACGUGUUUGACGGGAAAGUACUUUACAUACAUCCAAAUUCAACCAACAACAUUUCACAAAACAGCAUUGCACCAAAAAAGAGCAAAGAUGUCAGCCACCACAUCCUCACCACCGAAAAAGCCAAAAGGCAUCCUAAAGAAACCCUCUGCCACAUCUUCAGCAGCAAAAGCCAAAGCUUCACCAACAGCAACACCAACCACCGUCCUCCCAAUUCCCAUCACCCCCUUCCCCGUCGAAGAAAGAGCCUCCUCUUCCUCUAUUACUACUACGACAACCACCGCUGCUGCCACCACCGCAACCCCCAGCGCCCGCGAGCUCGCGAUCCAACAAGCCCUCCUAAUCCAAUCGCAGCGAAUCUACGAGGACCAAAUCCAAGAAGCCACCAUCCAACUCUCUCACCUGCCCCUCUCCCGCCCCUCCUCCCCCUCCUCCCCCUCCCCCACCGACCUCACCACCUUCCGCACCCUGAUCCGCCUCUUCCAGCCCAGCGACUACGAAGACCUGAUCGCCGAGCGCAACACCCUCAAAAACUGCGGCUACGUCCUGUGCCCCAACCCACGGCGCAAGCUGGCGGGGACGGGCGAGUACAAGCUGCUGAACUUCGGGCGGCGGGACUUCAACAUCGUGCCCCGGAAGGAGCUCGAGCGCUGGUGCUCGCCCGAGUGCGCGCGCCGCGCCAUGUACAUCAAGGUGCAGCUGUGCGAGUGGGCCGCCGGCGCCGGCCCUGCUUCCUCGUCGAACCUUGAGAUCGAGCUGCUGGAUGAGCCGAGGGAGAACCAGCAGCAUAGCAAAGGCGGCAGCGACGACACCGACGAGACAGCGAGGCAGCGACUAGCACGGGAAUUGCGAAGCCUAGAGGCGGAAAAGGAGAAGAAGGCGACGCGCGACGCCAUAGACCUAGCGCUCGAGCGAGGCGACAAGCCGACGCAGACGAAACCACCGGUCAAGGUGACGAUCCGGGAGAAGGCUGCCACGGCAGCGGCGCAAGAGCCUUCCUUGGACAAGGACAACGACAACGAGGACCACCUGCUACUUGAUGGCUACAAGCCCAAAUGGGGCCAGGAGAUUAAGAAUAGUAGUAAAGAUAUCGUGGAGGCUGUUUCUAAACUUUCAAUGACAGAAUCAUGAAUAAUGGCGUAAGGAAAAAUUAAAAAGUCACUCUACUUGCAUACUCAUACUACGGCGUUUUAGUUAGGAUCAAAAAGAUACCCCUUGCAAUAAGCAAGCAAGACGGAAUAAGCAACUGGUUGAAGAAUAUGAUAGCUCAAUGAAAAAUUUACAGUUGCUAUCGGGAAACCUUCGUUGCUACUAUGUUGUAAAUUUGCAGCAUCGUCGUAGGAGAAACCGUGGAUGCAGUACCGAAAAUACUGCGCCCAAUGGUUCUAUGAGGAAGACAAUUCACGUAUGCACGCAUCAAGGUAGGAAGGGGAAAAUGGCAAUCAACCGUCAUCUCCAGCUUUCGCUAUCAAAUCAGGGACACCUAGUGUGGGAAGAUCUCGUCAAUUGCGGAUCUAGAAUGAACCUACUAUCGUCCGUAGUAGAGACGCCGUAUAGUCAUGAGACCGAUGCCAAUAGCCCUUAAAAUCAACCCAUAAACCAUCCACCCUCAUUCAUAAAUGCCGCGACGUCAUCUCCCGUAGUACUUUUUUGAUUUAUCGCGGGGCACGGUCACCGAAUCGUCGGGGUCGCUCGGCGGUCUGUUGUUGAGUAACAGGUACGACGUUGACAGGGACGUUCUCGAACUA